AUAGAACUUAAAAUCAAAAAGGAUCCCAUGUCCCAAUCUAAAACAGCAAAUAAUCCCCAAUUCCCAUUUCCCAUUUUCCAAGCCCUUACGUCUCUGGUCUCUUUGCUUAAAUUCGAAACACAACCUUGCUCCAUAAAUCUUCCGGAUUGCUGAAAUUUCACCCACUCCGUUAUCAAUCAAGGUAAAGACGGUUAUAUAACCUCCCAUUUGUAUCUCUGUUUCAAAUCUCUUGGUGCCACUUUCCUAUUUCCCACUGUUGUAUCAAGCUCUGCAAUUGUUCUUGAUCGUCUUCGCUUUCUUGCCAAGGUUCAUAGAAGUAUAUUUCCUCAAGGCUAGGGGUUAUGGAGGCCAAACAAUCUUAUCUCUGAACCUCAUAGUUCCUAAAGGACAUACGAACUUGAAAGCAGAAUGACAAAUCAAAGAAAUUUGUAUUAUGCUUAUUGCAUAAAUCUGUCCAUGUCUAUGAGGAGAAUGAGGAAUGAAGGAGAAAAAAGGGGAUGGAUCCAUGAAAUUGACAGAAUUUUGAGUGUUAGUUCAAACUAGAAAAAAAAUUAAAUACCACUAUCAUAGUGGUUUAUUCCAUUAAUCAAAAGAAUAGUUUACAAGAUAGAUAGGAAAAAAGCCAACAAACAGAAAACACCAACUGAUCAAAGGAUCAGCAGGAAAAAAAAAAAAACAGGAAAAAACAGUCAACUUGCUCAAAUGAACAAGUUAACAGAAACAGCAACAAACAGAAAAAGAAAGCAGCAGUAGACUUAAUGCAAGCAGUGUUGAUGCCUUGGAUUGAUGCCACAUUUGAAACACCUCAAAGCUCUCACCAGGUGCAAUGGAAUCAAAUCCAAAUGAAUCUUCUUCAGGCUAUCAAAACUGGACUGCACUCUUCCAACUUCAGCUUUUACUCCUUGGAAAGCAGUUUCAUUCUACAAGAACUUAAACCAUUAUAUGAGCAAUCUGCACCACAAGCAACCUAAUGGAAUGAACAUCAAAGAUGUUAAUACCGCCAUUAAGAUCAGGACUAGUAUCUGAACAUAGUACCUCUUUAGGUUGGUGCUCUCCUUCUGUAAGUGCAGCUUGAGAAGGGCAAUGAGAAGGUACAGUUCAAUUCAAUUCUUUUCAAGAAUCUGUCCACCUCCUGUAAGUGCAAUGAGUUUAAGGGCAUAGCACCUCUUUAGUAUCUGAACAUAGCACCUCUUUAGGCUGGUGCUCUCCUUCUGUAAGUGCAGCUUGAGAAGGGCAAUGAGAAGGUUGAUAGCAGCUAUGGCAGGAGUUGUUAAUAAGUUCUUUGUCACAUCUAUGAUUAUGUGGGCAGCUCCUAUUGCAAUUUUGUACGCCUUUAACCACGACUUAAUUCCUGGUAUGACCGAUAUGUCUCCCCAUUCAAUGACAUUAGUGAGUGGAUUCGUUGCUGUCAUAUCGGUGAAUGUGGUUAUUGCAUUUUAUAUUUGUCUGGCAAUGAGAGAACCCUCUGAUAAACAUGAGCCUGAUCCUAAAUUCCUGGCAGAGGCCAAAGCCAGCGUAAAGCAGUUAGGGCAAAAUCAAGAUGGGGACUCGUCGAACACCCGAACAAAAAAAGACUGAAUGAGGAUAAAAUUAGGACAUUAAUGUUCUCGAAGGCAUUGGACACCAAAUGUCACAAUUGAAAAGAAGGCAGAAUUUCUCUUUCCUUUUCAAAUUAAAGUACUGUUAAGAUUCUUAAUGGUACUAAACUUGCAGUUCUAACUUUGUGGGAUACAAGGGCACAAUGAUUAAUUUUUUUUACCUGGUUGUAUUAUUUAGAGAUUUUGAUCGUUUGCAGGGAGUUUUUCUUUUCUUCCUAGUUUAACUUGGUAAUAUUGGUUUGUUGUAAAGUACAAAAUUCCUUAUAUAUUUGGCGUACACUAAAUCUUCUUCCUGCAA
This is a messenger RNA of Lycium barbarum (goji berry), 1896 nucleotides long. RefSeq lists its product as uncharacterized. The coding region runs from base 1237 to 1578 and encodes 113 amino acids. Gene Ontology annotation, cellular component: endoplasmic reticulum membrane. The transcript has 6 exons. The record is from RefSeq and is a predicted model, not a curated record. Lineage: Eukaryota; Viridiplantae; Streptophyta; Magnoliopsida; Solanales; Solanaceae. Gene Ontology annotation, biological process: vacuolar proton-transporting V-type ATPase complex assembly.